AUGGCAUCGUCCUGGGAAAAGAGAAUAUACAGCAAAGAACUUGAAUUUGUGGGACGCUACGGUCUAAUUUAUUACCAGAAGAAGGUUGAGGGCGAUGCCUGUGCUCUUGUUGCCAUUGAAACAUCAGACACAGCUGGAUUUGGAUCCAUCCUUGUCUUGUUUUAG
Molecule: messenger RNA, 165 nt
Organism: Prunus armeniaca (apricot)
Lineage: Eukaryota; Viridiplantae; Streptophyta; Magnoliopsida; Rosales; Rosaceae
Source: the annotation of a GenBank genome assembly